AUGGCCGCGGCAGCGCUUCUUCGAUCUGUUGCGAGCAAGAUGCUGUCGCGUGCAGCUGCAGCCCCGACGCAUCAUCGUUCUCUUGUCGCGCGUGGACUCCAUGGCGGCGCUCGCUCAGGGCCUCCUGCUACUUAUUCCUUACACAGCAACCAGGUCCAGCAAGGGACGGCGGAUGUUGUUCAUAACCAGGUGUGGUAUCGUCUUGUCCAUGGCCGUGGACUUCAUAGCCGCACCUGCACCUCCCCUGAUCUGAUUCCUUCCACGCCGCCAAAGGUUCUUCAUACUACUGCACUCGCUAAGGCUAGAGCCGGUGUGGCUUACACUGCACUGUUUGGUACCUUGAUUUACUUGCAUUUUUGGGCCAAGCCGGCGCAGGAGGAGGCGAUAGCCAUGUUUGAGACUCUCUAUAAGCAAAGGUCGGACCUUAUCAAUAGCCUCCAAGCCAUUAUCCAUGCACAGCGGGAAAUGCUUGUCAAGCUUCAGAAUACGCACGUCUCUUCUGUUUCUCAUCAAACUCCAAGCGUGCUAGCCUCAGGACAUGUUGACGCCACCGACCAGGGAACAGGGGCUAUUGACAAGUUGGGCAAAGAAGAAGCCGUGAAGAUGAUGCAUUCCCAGGCAAAUCAUGUCAAGGAGCUCGAAGCUGAAAUCGCCGAGCUCAAAAUUGCAUUGGAUUCAGCUCCUUCUCAAGGAAAGGUUGAUGACUUGGAAGAAGUCAGUGAAUACUACCAGAAUAGAGGAUGCUUCAGUGAACUUACUGCUCUCAUGGAGAGUGGUCUUGGACUUGAAUGUGCACACAUGGGCAUCUUCACAGAAUUGGGAGUUCUAUAUGCUAGAUACAGCUCUGAGAAGCUUAUGGAGCACAUCAAACUUUUCUUGUUUGCCAGGGCCGGGAAGAAGGCUAGCAGGUGGAAGCAAUCCAUUGCCCUUUCCAAGAAAGACAACAUGUACAAGGAUUGCAUGGAGACAUGCUCACAAUCUGGUGACCGUGAACUGUCAGAGGAUUUGCUUGUCUAUUUCAUUGAGCAGGGUAAGAAAGAAUGCUUUGCUUCCUGCCUCUUCAUUUGCUACGACUUGAUCCGGCCGGAUGUCGCUCUGGAGCUUGCAUGGAUGAACAACAUGUUGGACUUUGCCUUCCCAUACCUGUUGCAGUUCAUCCGUGAAUACACUAGCAAGGUGGAUGAUUUAGUGAAAGGCAAAAUUGAGUCGCAGAAGGGAGAAAGAGCCAAAGAGAAGGAGGAGAAAGAUCUUGUGGCUCAGCAGAACAUGUAUGCGCAACUGCUUCCUCUUGCUUUGCCUGCUCCGCCAAUGCCUGGCAUGGGUGGUCCUCCACCUCCGAUGGGCGGAAUGGGUAUGCCGCCGAUGGGCCCAGGUCCGAUGCCAGCAUUCGGGGUGCCACCAAUGGGAAGCUACUAA
This is a messenger RNA of Miscanthus lutarioriparius, 1416 nucleotides long. Lineage: Eukaryota; Viridiplantae; Streptophyta; Magnoliopsida; Poales; Poaceae. The record is from the annotation of a GenBank genome assembly.